CCCAUGCAUAUCAUACAUAUCAUUCAUAUACACACUCAAAUAUCACUUAAACAUCAAUCAUGGCCUCUGAACAAUUGUCCCGCAGAGAAAUCACCACCACAACCGAAAGAGAGGUUCCCGUCGAAAAAGACAAAGUCCCUAAGAUCGCCACUCACUUCGAACACCUUUCUGUCAAAGACAAAGAACCUCCACAUGGAACCGUAGAUGCUUUCCAACAAAAUGAAAUUAACAAAGACCAUGCAGGGAAAGCUAUUGGAGACAUUGGUGGAACAGGAAAAACAAGAGAAACCCACGAACUUGGUUCCAAUUUUGACUCUCUCUCUGAUCGCAACAACAAACAGAAUGCUGCUACUAAAGACAGAGGAGAAGAACGUUUUGGUGGUGUUCGUGAUGUGGGAAACUUCGAAGUUGAAUCAAAAGGGAAUAAUAAUAAUAAGAGUUUAGGAGAUAGAGAACAACUCGAUAGAAGAACAAAAGUUGUUACUGGAACACCACAGCACAAUAAACCAACAAAAACAGAGUUAGGAACAGGACAAGUUGUAGCAGAGAAAGCAACAAAAGGUGAACAAAACUUUGGUACCGGAAGACUUGGAUAUGGUGCUGAAAAUGAACGUGCAAUAAGUGAGAAAAAUGCUGCCGAACAAAGAGAGAGAGAAAGAGCAAGAGAAGCCAAAGAAGAAGAAGAGAAAAGAUUAACAUUGGAAGAGAUAUCAAAGUAUAGAAACCAAGCACAAGAGAAUGCAAUGGAAGCGAUUUCAGGAGCACAAGAGAGAUACGAAGAAGCUAAAAAACCAACAAAUGAAACACUAACAAACACAACACAAACGGCACAAGGGAAAGAAGCAACAAAAGACACUGUUUCGUGUGCUGCAAAAACUGCGGCAGAGAAAGCAGCACAAGCGAAAAACGCAACUAUUGAAAAAAGCCAGCAAGGUUAUGAAGCAACGAAGGACACGGUUUCAAGUGCUGCGAAAACUGCGGCGGAGAAAGCAGCACAGGCGAAAAAUACAACCAUUGAAAAGGGUCAGCAAGGUUAUGUAGCGACAAAGGACACAGUUUCGAGUGUUGCAAAAACUGCGGCAGAAUACGUUUCUCCUGUGGCGGAGAAAACAAAGACUGUGGUGGUGGAUUUGAAGGAUAAGGCAACAGCGGCAGGGUGGACGGCGGCGCAUUAUUCGACGCAGUUAACGGUGGAUGGAACGAAGGCAGCGGCGAAUGUUGUUGAGGGAGCGGCUAGGUAUGCUGCACCUAAGGCGGCUGAGCUUGCAGCUAAGUCUGUGGAUGUUGUGAAAGGUUUGGCUGCUUCUGCUGGUGAGUCUGCUAAGGAGUUUACUGCUAGGAAGAAAGAGGAAUCAUGGAGAGAAUAUGAAGCCAAAAGGGCUUCUCAACCUCUUCAGGAAGGUGAAUAUAUACCAACAUCAGAAGGUAUUGGCGAAAAUGUGAGCAACUAUACACAAAAAAUGGUACCAACUGGUGAAAGAAUUCAAGCACAAGGUCCUGGUAAUCAAGUUGAUCAGGGGAGAGGAAGCAAUGUGGUAUCCAGCAUUGGUGAAACUGUUGGAAAACUUGGUGAGAAAGUGAAGAAACCAAUUGAAAACAUGACUAGUUCUGGUAAUCAAGUUGAUCAGGGGGGAGGAAGCAAUGUGGUAUCAGGCAUUGGUGAAACUGUUGGAAAACUUGGUGAGAAAGUGAAGAAACCAAUUGAAAACGUGAUUUCUUCUGGUGAAGAAAAAAAUCUGGAAAGCACAGAACAAGGAAAAGGAGGAAGUGAUGUAUUAGGAGCUGUGAAAGAAACUGUGAGUGACAUUGGAAACAACAUGAUUAAAUCAGGAGAUAAUAAAGUUGUAGAACGUGGUGUAACUCAAGAGGGUCAAGGUGGUGUUUUGGAUGCUAUUGGUGAAACUAUAGCAGAGAUUGCACAUACAACUAAAGUUAUUGUUGUUGGUGAAGGUGAUGUAGAAGAAAAACAAAAUAAAGUGUCAAUGAAGAAUAUUGGGUCAGAGUCUCGCUCAAAAAAUGAUAAUGCCAAACAUGAAGCUUAUCAAUCACCAAAGAGUGUUUAAUUACAUUACAGUGUGUUUUGUUUGAUGGAGGAAGUUUAGUAAUGUGUGGAAGUUUUCCAUGUUUUUUAGUUUUGUUUUCAUGGAGUUGUGAAUAAAUUGCAAUCUCUUACUAGAGAUUGUAAAAAAUAGUAAAUAUAGAUAUCUUAAAUGUUUUUGUAUGUCAUGUUGUUGUAACUAAACAAGUGCUGUUUCAUAUCCUUGCAAUUCUAUGCAUUUUGAGUGUAAUAA
Messenger RNA from Cicer arietinum (chickpea), 2291 nucleotides. Its product is annotated as seed biotin-containing protein SBP65. Gene Ontology annotation, biological process: cold acclimation. Gene Ontology annotation, cellular component: cytosol. The record is from RefSeq and is a predicted model, not a curated record. NCBI's taxonomy places the organism in Eukaryota, Viridiplantae, Streptophyta, Magnoliopsida, Fabales, Fabaceae.